AUGGCUCAGAGACUCGCAUACAGAAAGAGAAACCCUUACAACACCCGGUCCAACAAGGUCAAGGUCGUCAAGACCCCCGGUGGAAAGCUUGUUUACCAGCAUGUCAAGAAGAUUGCUUCGAAGCCCAAGUGCGGUGGAUGCGAGCACUUCCUCCCUGGUAUCCCCGCCCUGCGACCAAGACAGUACGCUACCGUCUCGAAGCCCACUAAGACCGUCCAGCGUGCCUACGGUGGUGUCUACUGCGGAAACUGCGUCCGAGAGAGAAUCGUCCGCGCUUUCUUGAUCGAGGAGCAGAAGAUCGUCAAGAAGGUCGUCAAGACCACCGCCGCUGCUGCGCCCAAGGCCGAGAAGCCCAAGAAGAAGACCGCCAAGAAAUAA
Myxozyma melibiosi is the source of this 378-nucleotide messenger RNA. RefSeq names its product 60S ribosomal protein L34. The record is from RefSeq and is a predicted model, not a curated record. NCBI's taxonomy places the organism in Eukaryota, Fungi, Ascomycota, Lipomycetes, Lipomycetales, Lipomycetaceae. The coding region runs from base 1 to 378 and encodes 125 amino acids. Gene Ontology annotation, molecular function: structural constituent of ribosome. The transcript has 4 exons. Gene Ontology annotation, cellular component: ribosome. Gene Ontology annotation, biological process: translation.